UUAGCAAAGCGGCAGGGACUGUGCUGGUAUCUUAGCGGCAGGCACUAGCUUUCUUUGCUGAUGAGCCUGCAAAUCCUUUCAUUGAACGGUGCUGUAGUUUGUCAUCAUCUCGCUCAAACAGUGAACUGAGCUCGCUCACAGAAAUAAUCAAUUUCAUCUACUCCGGAGUUCCCUAGAAACAAAAUUAUUAGGCAGCAUUUGUGUUCAGUCUGCUAUUAAUGAUUCAUCUACACUGAAUGUAGGGUCGAGGACUUGUGUGCUGGUUCCCGUGUUGAGCAGACGAACUGUGAAUCAUAGAGGUCAUGCAUUGAUGGUUCUGCAUGAUUGGUAUAACCUCUGGCGACUCUCCUGACUCUUCUGUCGGAUCUGUUUCAUUCCCAUGCUUCAUAAAGAUGGAGGUGCAUUAGCAUGAUGGCAGACAGUUAUUCUGAGUGCAGUACGUGCAUGCAUGUAGUUCCAGCGGACAUGUGUGGGUGACAUCACAUCGCCAGCCUCAUUACUUCAUCGUCCUGCGCUUUCCUGGUGCUGUUACUGAAGCUGGCAUCAAGGGGAUUUUCUACAGCACUGUGAUAAUAACACCAUGUUAGACUGUUGUGUCUUGAAACUGCACUGAAGCCGUCCCUGCCUGCAUCAGCUUUACUGCCUCGUCUGUGUUGCACCGAUGCCUUACACCACCCAAUGCACAAGUGCCUAACUCCAUGUCUUCAAGUGCUUUAAAAUCAGCCGUGAUCCAGUGUUGACCUUUUAGGAUACCAUGGAUGAAGAAUAUGGCGUUUUUUCGAUGGAUGUAGAAAUUGGGAUUUCCUUAAACGAUGAUGAGGUCAGCCCGACCUAAUUAGGUUUUUACAGAGCAAGUUUAAGAGUAUUGAUUGUAUUGUCAUCAACAUCGCAAGAUGAGUAAGAGACAUUGUGGACCUGUUUGUCUGGACCUCCACCAACAGAUAGAGGAGCUGCAGUGUCAGCUGAUCCGGAGCAACUCACACAUCUCUCUCAUAGAGCAUGAGCUAAUAGACAGUAAGCAGCUCGCGGAAUAUGAAGUGCUGAAACUGCGGGAGGAGUUUGCUCGACUCAGGGACAGAUACGACAGGCUGCUGGAGAGCCACAAGAGGAUGCAGAAGGUGAACCACGACCUGGAGGACAAGCUACUUAAAGUGGUUAAUAAAUUUGAGGGAGAGAAGGUGUCCCUGCAGCGAGAGGUAGCAGCCUUGACCUCUAAACUUGUUGAUGGCAAGGUCACUAUCUGUGAGUUAGAAGAGGAAAAUGAGCGGUACCGCAAUGACUGUAAUCUGGCAGUGCAGCUACUCCACUGUAGACCAUCCAACUUUGUGUCACAUAAACUUAAUUCGCUUCCAAUGGACUUGCAAGACAGGGUGAAAAAACACAUGACCAGAGAACAGAUUCUCAACAUGGAGAACAGUGUCAAGGAGUCCAAGUUGAUCCGAGUGCCGAUGCAGACUUUCCCACCAUGUGCCAUGGUCUACUCCGUCAACAACACCGAUGCUGACACCAACAUGGGGAACGUGUCCCCCACAGAAGCAGUGCCAAUGUCCCUCAUAGCCAAAGUGCUAACCCAACCCGAACCCAGGCGGAAACCUCAGAGGACUUACAUCUGUUUGAAGUGUAAACGGGACGUUGUGUUGAUUGACAAACAGGUCCAGGCGACGGGCCUACGUGACCUUGAACGGAACAGUUUGCCGAUGAGGGUGCAUCGGACAGGAAGUACGAGUAGUAAUGGUAGUGGUAGACCCAGACACAAUUCUACGGAGACAGAGAUCUGAUACGAACUGUUGUGUCACUGUGUGAUAUGCCUUCAAGGUGAAGUCGCCGACAACUGUAGUCGGACUUCAUGUGUGACUGAGUGUUUUUAGCAUAAUUGCAUUUCCAAACUUUCCUGUAUGAUGAUGUAGGAUAUGUAGAGUCCACCAGGGUUCCGAAUGGAACAUAUUCAGGUUUGCACGGAAUUUGAUACAGUUUUGCAAUCUAAAUAUUCACAAUUUAUGCCUUGGAUAUAUGAGUUUCAGGCCACUUCGUAUGCAGCAUUGUGUAAGGUCUUAUGGAUCCUAGAGACAGGCACAACUACAAUUGUACCAAUAUAGUGACUGACGACUGUAAAUAUUUUUGCUACAACAUUUGGCUAACAUGGUUAAUAACUCUUUAAAAAUUAGUGCAGGCGUAUUGUCUUGUUUCUGAUAGAGUUGAAUGUUGUUCUAAGGCUAAAAAAAAAUAAAAGAAUUGGUUGUCAGGCAAUGACUUUUCAAAAUAUAGUGCAGACAGGCAGUGUUUUUUUGUUGUUGUUUGCUUGUUAAAAUUGGUAUGUAACCAAAUAUACAGCUGUGUACCAUCAACCUUUGGAAGGGGCCUCACUAUAUAUUAAAACAAGCCGCCAUGACUAUAAGAUGAGAUGCGCCAUAAAGUAGUGCACAUGUAAAGGGAAGUAACUAUGUGCUACAUUGGAUGACAUUGUUUUAUACGGUUUUUAAAUUUUUGGGGAAAAUGGAAAAAAAUUACGUGCGGCGGACUUUAUGAUGAAACGUGCCUGAGAACCAAGACUAUUAUUUUUUUAGCCUAAGGUGGGUUGGGAAUUGUCAGCUCACCUUGAUUUGCUGAAUGUGUCCGUGGCUGCUAUUAGGGUUGUUAUUUUAAUAGAUUUAAAUGACACCCAUAUUUCCUAAAUGUAAUUUAUUUUCGGCGUCAUGUUUGUUACCAAUUGUUUUGCCCUUUUAAUUGAAAUUUUAAAAAAAAUAUUUAGUGUUUAGAUUUAAUUUUAAGAAAUCAGCUAGAAAUUUACGAAAUUGUGUGCUAUGUAGUACACACCUUGUACUAAAUCACUGAGAUGGCAAUUUUAAUACCUGGAUCAUUAGGACAGUAUUGUUCAAUCAGAAUAAUUCAUUAACUAGUGAUUGUGAUUGAAUCUUCUAGAAAAUAGUGAACAAUGGAAUUAUUAUUUAUUUUAGAAAUUUGAUUGUUUACAUUGGUAUCUUGUGUCCAGUCUGACCUCUAUCAUUGGUUCUGCCUUUAAUUGGCAGCUUUUCUGAAUCUUGUUUCACAUAUUUGCUACCUCCAAAUAACUGACUUGGGUGGAACAGGUAUUGUUCUAUAAAUAUGUAUAUCGGGAACCUAUUAGAAAACAUAAUAAACCCAUCUAUCUCCUU
This is a messenger RNA of Haliotis rufescens (red abalone), 3152 nucleotides long. RefSeq names its product tight junction-associated protein 1-like. The record is from RefSeq and is a predicted model, not a curated record. The transcript is spliced from 6 exons. Lineage: Eukaryota; Metazoa; Mollusca; Gastropoda; Lepetellida; Haliotidae. Bases 894 to 1778 code for a protein of 294 amino acids.